Gymnodraco acuticeps is the source of this 1548-nucleotide messenger RNA. RefSeq names its product putative nuclease HARBI1. The transcript is spliced from 5 exons. Lineage: Eukaryota; Metazoa; Chordata; Actinopteri; Perciformes; Bathydraconidae. The record is from RefSeq and is a predicted model, not a curated record. The coding region runs from base 1 to 1383 and encodes 460 amino acids.
AUGUUUCUGAAAAGAAACACCUGUUUCAUGGUCUUUCUGUUGUGUUCUCUGACUCUGUGGUGCAAGUCGACCAGCGCAGGCUCCAGCUAUCUCAGCCCUUCACAAAAACCUCAGAACAAAGGGAGGUCUUCCAGGGUCGGGCGCCAGCUCAUGGAGCCGCCGGGUCCUCCGGCUGAGGAGAACCACAUCACAAUAAGCGCUCCCUUUGAGAUUGGCUUCACUGUGAGGGAGCAGGACUUUGAGGAGUACGGCACAGCGCUGCAGGAGGUCAUUCAGCGUCUGCUGGGAAACACAGACCCUGCAGCAGGUAGGCCUCAUUUCUCUGUUGGGGGAAAAGGUCUUUACAUGCAGCUCAAUGCCACUGCCCCAAUUCUCGCCGUGUAUGCCAACCCUGAAGCCUGUCUAAAGAAGGACUUUAGAGUUAAGCGAUCUAGUGUGGUGUAUUUAGUGCAGAUGUUUUCCUCCCCAAAGGACCACGGAUGGGGACAAGACAUCGAGGUGCUUGUUCUCCUCUACAGCUUGGCCCAUGGACUAUCACUCUCUGUGGUAGGUUCAGCAUUCGGGAUUCCCAAAUCGACGGUCCACAGGAUCAUCAAACACGUCACCGGGAAGAUAAAGGCCAACCUGAAGACCCUCAUUUCCCUGCCAACCCCAGAUGAGCUGCCAGAGAUUGCAGAUGGCUUCUGUCAGCUUGCAAAGAGUCCUGCAUUUCACCGUGCUGCUGGUGCGAUUGAUGGAUGCCAUAUUCGCAUCAAACCUCCAGGAAACGAGUACCACAAGGAGUACAUCAAUUACAAGCUGUUUCCUUCCAUCCAGAUGCAGGCCAUCUGUGACUCAACUGGGAGAUUCCUGGAUGUCUUCAUCGGCUAUCCAGGCUCCGUUCAUGAUGCCAGAGUACUGCGAAACAGCCCCAUCUUCUGCCAGGCACUGUUUCCCCCAGCUGGUUGGUUCCUCUUUGGGGACGGUGGUUAUCCCUGCCUGGAAAAACCAGUGGGAUUACUCACACCCUACAAGGUCCCUCGCGGCCAGGUGCAGGCCAGAUUCAACAGGCAUCAUGCCAGGGCUCGGUCUGUGGUGGAAAGAGCAUUUGGAAGGAUGAAGGCUCGCUGGAGGGCCACCCUUUUCAAAGCGCUGGAGGUCAGUCCAAGCUUUGCCCCUGACAUCAUUGCAUGUUGUGCAUUUCUGCACAAUCUGUGCAUAGACAUGAACGAUGUCCUUGAGGAUGCUGAAGCCUUCCCCCCUGAAGAUGGGGACCAGAGUCCUCCCCCUGCCGCAGCAUGUGGACAGGAAAGUCCUGGACACCACCUAAGGAACAGGAUUGCUGCACAACUCUCUGCUCCUGUCCAAAUGGCACCACACCUGAGAGAGCACGAUUACAUCUAAUGAACUUUGUUUUUUUUUUGGAAAAACGUGGUUGUCUGUUAACUUGUGUUUUUGAAAUGAUGUGCACACAUACCUGAUUUAAUUUUGUUUGUUUUAGUGAGCUCCACUUCUCACUUUAGAGAAAAGAGGUGAAAUAAAAUAAACCUGUGCACCGUUGAUUUCAAA